Molecule: messenger RNA, 2232 nt
Organism: Lepisosteus oculatus (spotted gar)
Lineage: Eukaryota; Metazoa; Chordata; Actinopteri; Semionotiformes; Lepisosteidae
Source: RefSeq, a predicted model, not a curated record
CUUUUAGGUCUGAGAAGGGUUUAGAAGAUGCAGAGAAAGCAGCACCCAAAGUGAAUUAUGUCCCCCCCCCACCUCCUGAAGAUGAGGAUUCCAUUUUUUCUCAUUAUGAAACUGGGAUCAACUUUGCUAAAUAUGAUGAAAUCCUAGUGGAAGUGUCAGGUGCUAAUCCUCCAACAGCUGUUCUUACAUUUGACGAGGCUGGUCUGUGUGACACGUUAAGCAGGAAUGUCAGUAGGUCGGGCUAUGUGAAGCCUACUCCAGUUCAGAAGUAUGGCAUUCCCAUCAUUAUGUCAGGACGGGACUUGAUGGCAUGUGCACAGACAGGAUCUGGAAAAACGGCUGCUUUCCUUUUGCCAAUAUUGCAAAAGAUGAUGGCUGAUGGUGUUGCUGCCAGCAGGUUUAGUGAGGUUCAGGAGCCUGAAGCCAUAAUUGUUGCGCCAACAAGAGAGCUUAUCAACCAGAUUUAUUUGGAAGCUAGGAAGUUUGCUUAUGGGACAUGUGUGAGACCUGUUGUUGUUUAUGGAGGAAUAAGCACAGGUUACUCAAUCCGUGAGGUGCUGAAGGGAUGCAAUGUUCUAUGUGGGACUCCUGGGAGACUUUUGGAUAUCAUUGGACGAGGAAAGGUUGGCCUAAGCAAAGUCCGGUACUUGGUCCUAGAUGAGGCAGAUCGUAUGUUGGAUAUGGGGUUUGAACCAGCAAUGAGAAGAUUGGUUGCGUCACCUGGUAUGCCUCCAAAAGAAGAUCGUCAGACUCUUAUGUUCAGUGCUACUUACCCAGAUGAAAUUCAGAGGUUGGCUGCAGAGUUUCUGAAGACAGAUUACCUGUUCCUUGUGGUUGGCCAAGUAGGAGGUGCAUGUACUGAUGUGGAACAAUAUGUAGAGCAGGUCACCCAGUUUGAAAAGCGAGAGAAGCUUGUUGAAAUACUGCAAACUACAGGUAACGAGCGUACAAUGGUCUUUGUUGACACUAAAAGAAAAGCAGAUUUCAUUGCUACAUUUCUCUGCCAAGAAAAAAUACCCACCACAAGUAUUCAUGGUGAUCGAGAGCAGAGAGAAAGAGAGCAAGCUCUUGGAGACUUCCGUACUGGAAAAUGUCCCGUUUUAGUUGCAACUUCAGUGGCAGCCAGAGGACUGGAUAUUGAGCACGUACAGCAUGUUGUGAACUUUGACCUCCCGUCUUCCAUUGACGAGUAUGUGCAUCGCAUUGGCCGGACAGGACGUUGUGGAAAUACCGGGAAAGCCGUCUCUUUCUUCGACCCCAAUUACGAUACUCCUUUAGCGCGUUCCCUUGUGAAGGUUCUCUCAGAUGCACAACAAGAAGUACCGUCUUGGCUGGAGGAAAUCGCAUUCAGUGCAUGUGGUACUUAUGGAUAUAAUCCACGUGGGAAUGUGUUUGCUUCAGUAGACACUCGAAAAGCCUCUUUUGCUAAAGAAGUCGCCAGACCGACCACAAUCAAUGAACCAAACGUGGAAGAAGAUUGGGAGUGAGAGCAAGACAGCCGUGUGAUCUCCAGCUCAGAGGCAGGAGUCGACUGAAAGCGAGGCUGAUGAUAACUAUGGUAGUGUUUCUAAACGCAGAUCUAGAAAUGGAUAAAUCCAGUCUUGUGUUACAGUGUCAGUUUUAGUGUUUGUUUAUUUUUUAUUUGAGCUUUUUUUUUUAUUAGCCAGCACAUGCUGCCAAAUGUCUUAAUUUAGUCUGGAGUUUUGUCAGUGCGAAGUCUUUGGUCACAGGUACGUAAAAUCUGUGGGUAUAAUCUGAUUCAGAUUUGUAAAUCUAAAAUUACACAUUUCCAGACUAAAUGGACAUUUAAAAAAAAUGGUUUCUGCUAUGCUGCUUGAUAUUUGUUGUUUUUUGUAAAGUAGAAUGUUGGUUAAUAGAAAUAAGUUGCAUUCAGAUGUUUACAUACUGUACUUCAGUUUUGCUAAAUUAACCAUGUCACCGAUUUAUUUAGUAACUUAUGGUUACCUUUUCGUUACUUCAUAUUGCAAAACAGUUUUACUAUACAUUGAAAUGGUAAAGUGAAUCUGUUUUUGAAAGUUAUUUUUUAAACUGAAGCUUUACAACUCAUACUUUGUUCAUUCUCUAAAUUUCAGACUUGUAAUUUGUUUUAAGGUUCUUCCUAAAUUGUUUUAGAUGUAUGGUCUGAACUAUAAGGAUAUUUAAGUGUAGUAUCCAACAAUGACGAAUCUAUUGAACUGAAAAAUCUAAUUCCACAUUAAAGUGAUUAUUCUC